Molecule: messenger RNA, 5782 nt
Organism: Lacerta agilis (Sand lizard)
Lineage: Eukaryota; Metazoa; Chordata; Lepidosauria; Squamata; Lacertidae
Gene: NUP188
Product: nucleoporin 188
Exons: 44
Coding region: 1-5211 (1736 amino acids)
Biological process (GO): RNA export from nucleus; protein import into nucleus
Cellular component (GO): nuclear pore inner ring
Molecular function (GO): structural constituent of nuclear pore
Source: RefSeq, a predicted model, not a curated record
AUGGCGACUGGAGGGCUGUGCGCGAGAAGCAGCCGAGAACUGUGGACCAUUCUGUUGGGCAGAUCAGCUCUGAGAGAACCAGCUCAGAUUGAGGAAGAGUUGAAUAAACACUGGCGGAGGCUGCUCGAAGGACUUUCUUACUACAAGCCACCCAGUGCAAGUUCAGCCGAGAAAGUGAAAGCUGACAAAAAUGUGGCUGCUCCGCUGAAGGAGUUGAGUCUGAGAACCAGCAAGUUCUUGGGUUUGGAUGAAGAGCAAAGCGUGCAGCUGUUACAGUGUUUUCUUCAAGAAGAUUAUAGGGGGACCAGAGACUCAUUAAAGGAUGUUCUGGAAGACGAAAGGCAGAGUCAGGCUUUGAUACUGAAGCUUGCUGACUAUUACUAUGAAGAGCGGAUCUGUAUCCUGCGCUGUGUCCUCCAGCUUCUCACAUAUUUCCAGGAUGAGAGACACCCUUACAUGGCCCAGUAUUCUCAUUGUGUGGAAAAACUGGAUAAGGAGCUGGUUCCUAAUUUCAGGAAGCAGUUUGAGGAGCUGUACCAAUCUGAAGCACCCACAUGGGAGACCCACGGAAGUCUAAUGACCGAGCGGCAGGUGUCUCGCUGGUUCAUGCAGUGCCUCCGGGAGCAGUCAAUGCUGCUGGAAGUCAUUUUCCUCUACUAUGCCUACUUCGAGAUGGCAGCAGAAGAGCUGUUGACUUUCACCAAAAUGUUCAAAGAUCAGGGGUUUGGCUCCCGGCAGACCAACAGGCACCUGGUGGAAGAAAGCAUGGAUCAUCUUGUCGAGCGCAUCGGGUACUUCAGUGCUCUCAUUCUAGUGGAAGGCAUGGAAAUCGACUCUCUGCAUGAGCGCGUGUUGGAUGACAGGAAAGAGGAGCAUAAAUUCUCUGGCACUGGGCAGAUCCGCCAAGAGAUGGACUGCUUGCUGUUAACUCUCGGGGAUGUCACACAUCAUGCCCCAGUUCUUUUGGCCUGGGCUUUGCUGCGCCACAUGUUGAGCCCCGAAGAGUCUCCUAGCACGAUCAGAAGGAUGGGCAGCACAGCUAUUCAGCUGAAUGUAUUUCAGUACCUCACCAAGCUUCUCCGAUCAAUUAGCAGCGAGGGAAAUUGCAUCGCCAGCACAGCCUGCAUGUGCAUUUAUGGCCUGCUCUCCUUUGUGCUGACCUCAUUGGAGUUGCACACAUUGGGCAAUCAGCAGGACAUAAUAGAUACAGCGUGUGAAGUUCUGGCUUCUUCUAGCAUUCCUCCACUGUUCUGGAAAACAGAGCCAAGUGCAGGUCUGGGCAUUAUUUUGGACAGUGUCUGCGGGAUGUUCCCCCACCUUCUCUCUCCUCUUCUGCAGUUACUCACAGCCCUUGUGUCUGAUAAAUCUACAGCAAAAAAGGUCUAUAGCUUCUUGGAUAAGAUGUCUUUCUACAUAGAGGUCUACAAGCACAAGCCUCCCGAUGUAGUCUCUCAUGAAGACGGUACCCUGUGGCGAAGGCAGGCACCGAAGCUGCUCUAUCCCCUUGGGCUGGGCCAGACAAACCUACGGAUACCUCAGGGAACAGUGGGCCAGGUGAUGCUGGAUGACCAGGCCUAUUUGGUACGAUGGGAGUACUCCUACAGCAGCUGGACUCUGUUCACUUGUGAGAUUGAGAUGCUGUUGCAUGUAGUGUCGACUGCAGAUGUCAUUCAGCACUGCCAGAGGGUUAAGCCAAUCAUUGAUCUGGUUCACAAAGUCAUCAGCACUGAUGUGUCAAUCGCCGAUUGUCUCCUGCCCAUUACUUCACGGAUCUACAUGCUGUUACAAAGGCUGACUACUGUUAUUUCUCCCCCGGUUGAUGUUAUUGCUUCUUGCGUCAACUGUUUGACGGUCCUAGCCUCUCGGAUGCCUGCAAAGGUUUGGAUGGAUCUUCAUCACACAGGCUUUUUACCAUUUGUUGCCAAUCCGGUCUCUAGUAUGAGUCACAUGAUCAGUGCAGAAGGGAUGAAUGCUGGAGGCUAUGGCAGUCUGCUGAUGAGUAUUGAGCAGCCGCAGGGUGAAUAUGGUGUGACGACCUCCUUCCUGCAUUUAGUCAUGACACUUGUACGGGGGCAGCUUGGCAACACCCAAAGCCAAGGUCUGGUGCCGUGCAUCGUGUUUGUCCUGAAGGAGAUGCUCCCCAACUACCACAAAUGGCGCUACAACUCCCAUGGAGUGAGAGAGAAAAUUGGUUGCCUUAUCCUGCAGCUGAUUCAUGCUAUCCUUAAUCUGUCCCCUGAGAUGGAAACUCAGAGCAGUGGGGCCCCUAGCCUGCAGUCCCUCUGCAUCUUCAGCCUGGCCAACACGGAAGCAGGACAGGCCGUCAUAAACAUCAUGGGCAUUGGCGUGGACACCAUUGAUAUGGUGAUGGCGACACAGUCCAGCAGUGAUGAGUCUCAUGGCCAGGGCCAGCUGCUCAUCCAGACAGUGAAACUGGCAUUCUCUGUCACCAAUAACGUCAUCCGGUUGAAGCCGCCGUCCAAUGUGGUGUCUCCUCUGGAACAUUCUCUUACGCAGCAUGGUGCCCACAGGAACAACCUGAUUGCUAUCUUGGCCAAAUAUAUCUACCACAAACACGACCCUGCCUUGCCACGCCUCGCCAUCCAGCUUCUGAAGCGGCUUGCCACAGUUGCUCCAAUGUCUGUCUAUGCCUGCCUUGGAAAUGACGCUGCUGCCAUCCGUGAUGCCUUCCUGACACGCCUGCAGAGCAAAAUCGAGGACAUGCGCAUCAAAGUCAUGAUUCUCGAGUUCCUCACCGUUGCUGUGGAAACACAGCCUGGCCUCAUUGAGCUGUUCCUCAAUCUGGAAGUAAAGGAUGGGACUGAUGGAUCAAAGGAAUUCAACUUAGGAGAGUGGAGCUGCCUUCACGUGGUUCUGGAGCUGAUAGACACCAAACAGCAGGAGCGGUACUGGUGUCCCCCUCUUCUCCAGCGAGCUGCAAUUGCCUUCCUUCAUGCCCUCUGGCAGGACCGCCGGGAUAGUGCUAUGUUAGUCCUCCGCACCAAGCCAAAGUUUUGGGCAAAUUUAACUAACCCACUCUUUGGAACCCUUCCUCCGCCCUCUGAAACAUCUGAGCUCAGCAUCUUGGACACCUGUGCCUUGAUCAUGAAAAUCAUUUGUCUGGAGAUCUACUAUGUAGUCAAGGGUUCUUUGGACCAGUCGCUGAAAGACACACUGAAGAAGUUUUCCACGGAGAAGCGCUUUGCUUACUGGUCAGGCUACGUUCAGUCCCUGGCAUUCCACAUGGCAGAGACGGAAGACACCGGCUGCACCUCUAUGUCAGAGUAUCAGAUGCUGAUCUCUGCAUGGCGGAUGAUGCUGAUUGUUUCUUCCAGCCACGCCGACAUCAUGCACUUGACUGACUCUGAAGUCCAGCAGCUGUUCCUGGAGGUCCUGAGUGGGACUGAGGCUUUGUUGCUGGUUCCCACUUCGGUGUGUUGUCUGCAGCUGGGAUCCAUGCUGUGCACCCUCCUCUUAAUCCUGCUGAGACAGUGGAAGAGCGAGUUGGGUUCUGUGGAUAAAAUCAUAAAUUCCUUAACGAAGAUUCUGGAUGGAGUGCUGCAGGCAGACCAGCAGAUGAUGGAAAAGACAAAGGCCAAAGUGUUCUCUGCUCUCAUCACAGUCCUGCAAAUGAAGCAGAUGAAAGUGAGUGAGAUUCCUGAGUAUUCCCAGCUGGUGUUGAGCGUGUGUGAAACACUCCAGGAGGAAUUCAUUGCGCUUUUUGACCAGACUCGGCAUUGUCUGACUUUUGGGGACUCAGCAGAUGACAAAGACAGCAUGGAAACAGACGAUGCCUCCCGGCAUAAACAGAAAGACCAGCGAGAUGGGGUGUGUGUGCUGGGGCUUCACCUGGCGAAGGAGCUCUGUGAAGUGGAUGAGGAUGGGGAUUAUUGGCUGCAAGUUACCCGGAAGAUCCCACUGCUCCCAACUCUCUUCACCACUCUGGAGAUAAGCUUAAGAGUGAAGCAGAACCUGCACUUCACAGAAGCCUCAUUGCACCUGCUGUUGACCUUGGCCAGGACCCAGCAGGGGGCAGAAGCUGUGGCUGGAGCUGGCAUCAUGCAGAGCAUUUGCUUGCCUCUUUUGAGCGUGUACCAUUUGAGCAGUGAUGGAGCUGGUCAGGUGCCGGCUUCAUUGCGGAAAUCUCUGGAUGCCCCUUCCUGGCCAGGAGUCUAUCGCCUUUCCAUCUCCUUGAUGGAGCGCCUUCUGAAGACAUUGCGGUACAACUUCCUAACUGAAGCCUUGGACUUUGUGGGCGUCCAUCAAGAGAGGAUCCUUCAGUGCCUGACUGCAGUCCGGACUGUACAGAAUUUGGCCUGCCUUGAAGAAGCAGAUCAUACGGUUGGGUUCAUUCUUCAGCUCUCUAACUUCCUGAAGGAGUGGCAUUUCAACCUGCCCCAGCUUCUAAGAGACGUGCAGGUGAACCUGUGUUACCUGUGCCAGGCCUGCACUUCACUUCUGCACAGUCGAAAAAUGCUGCAACACUACAUACAGACCAAGAAUGGAGAGCCCCUUCAGUCUGCCAUCCUGCCUCAUGUCCAGCGCCCCCCACAGACCUCUGCCAAGCCUCCCAGUCCGGAGACAGAGGCUGCUGAGCAGAAAGCUCUGCAUGCUGUGCAGUACAGCCUCCUUAAAAUCCUCAGCAAGUCCCUCGCUGCCCUGCGCCACUUCACUCCGGAUGUCUGCCAAAUCCUUCUUGAUCAGUCACUGGACCUAGCCGAGUACAACAUCCUUUUCAUGCUGAGCUUCACCACUCCGGCUUUUGAUUCUGAAGUGCCCCCCUCCUUUGGGACCCUCCUGGCCACAGUCAACGUGGCCCUGAACAUGCUGGGAGAACUGGAUAAGAUGAAGGAGCCUUUCACUGCGGCUGCAGGGCUGGCCACCCAGCAGGAGGGGAACAAGACCCUCAAGUCUCUUCUGAUGUUUACAAUGGAAAACUGUUUCUACCUGCUCAUCUCUCAGGCUCUCCGGUACCUGAAGGAUCCAGCAGUCCACCCACGAGACAAGCAGCGAAUGAAACAGGAGCUCAGCUCUGAGCUGAGCACGCUUCUUUCCAGCCUUUCCCGUUAUUUCCGCCGGGGUGGCCCCAGUUCUGCUUCUGUGAGCAUUCUCCCCUCUUCACAAGGGAAGUCUUCCUCAAAGCUAGGCCCCGAGGGGCAGGAGCCGAUCUUCCAGCUCGUCCAGGCCUUCGUUAGGCACAUGCAGAGAUAAGACCCCGUGUGCCAUUUCGAAAUCCCCUAUGAGUUCAUUUCCAUCAGCUUUUGGAUGUAGCCCCCCCACCUGCCUUGCCUCAGCCAGGCAAAGGAAACUGUGAGAUGCCUUCACCAGAAGAGCACAACGUCUAGAAGAUGUGGAGUGGUCUGCAAACAGUGCCUCGUUCAUACAAAACGAGCCUUGUGUGUCAGGUAAACCUGACGUGACUUUAUGAACUGAUUCCUUUUCAUAGCUCUUCUACAACCUGGGAAAGAAAAGAGGAUGGAGAGAAAAAGGUGGCUUGGAAUCUCUUCCCCACCACUACCCUGGAUUGGGCAUUAAUUAAAUGUUGCCUCUUCUCUGGUGAAGCACAGGCCAACUGAUUGAUUUCAGCCUAGAGAUCAUCUUUCAAGUGCUGUUUUUUUAUACUUACUGGACCAGUCAGAAAGCAAAGGCAAGAUGAUUUUAAAGGUGACCACCCUCUCCUAUUCCAGUAUGAAUUUUGAAGUUAGAAUUCCACUGCUUUGUUAUCUCACAUUUUUUGUACCACCCAUUUCCUGUUUAUACUGAUUAAAAAACAUAUUUCUAA